This is a messenger RNA of Quercus robur (English oak), 855 nucleotides long. RefSeq lists its product as uncharacterized. The transcript has 8 exons. Gene Ontology annotation, molecular function: serine-type endopeptidase activity. The record is from RefSeq and is a predicted model, not a curated record. Bases 82 to 624 code for a protein of 180 amino acids. Lineage: Eukaryota; Viridiplantae; Streptophyta; Magnoliopsida; Fagales; Fagaceae. Gene Ontology annotation, cellular component: membrane; signal peptidase complex.
UUAGCGUGCGUCCUUAUAAUUUUCAUAUUUCAUAUAUUUUUACAUACACAUCCAUCAGAAGAAGCAAAGAAAAAAAAGAAAAUGGAAUGGAUCAGAGAGGGCGUGGACUCUAUCAAAUCCAUUCAACUCAGACAAACUCUCUCUCAGGCUGUCAAUCUUGGCUUAAUACUUACAUCAGCUCUCAUUAUAUGGAAAGGACUAAUAUGUAUAACUGGUAGUGAAUCACCUGUUGUAGUUGUGCUCUCUGAAAGCAUGGAACCCGGCUUCCAAAGAGGUGACAUUUUGUUCUUGCAUAUGAGCAAGGACCCUCUUCGUGCAGGAGAAAUCGUCGUCUUUAAUGUAGAUGGACAUGAUAUUCCGAUUGUCCACCGAGUAAUUAAGGUUCAUGAGCGGCAAGAUACUGGAGAAGUUUAUAUCCUCACAAAAGGAGACAAUAAUCCUAAAGAUGACAGGGUAUUGUAUGCUCAGGGCCAACGUUGGGUGCAACGACACCAUGUCAUGGGGAGAGCUGUCGGGUUUUUGCCUUAUGUUGGUUGGAUGACAAUUAUCAUGACUGAAAAACCCAUAAUCAAGUAUAUAAUUAUUGGCGCAUUGGGAUUGCUGGUCAUUACCUCAAAGGAUUAGAGAUGUAUAUUUCCAGUUUCAAUACAAGGUUCUCACCAUACAGAAUUUUCUUUCUAGACAGAGACCAAGAAGAUAGGAGAAUGAGUAGGCAAUUAGGCAUGGUCAUACACCACAUAAAUUUUAUAGAUCUGAUUACCUUUCCUGUUCUGUAGACUGACAGUCAAAACACUGCCAAUUGGAUCAAAUACUUGUUAAGGUUAAUAUCAAUUGGACGAGGUGUUGCUUUUGUCA